Molecule: messenger RNA, 2792 nt
Organism: Pyrus x bretschneideri (Chinese white pear)
Lineage: Eukaryota; Viridiplantae; Streptophyta; Magnoliopsida; Rosales; Rosaceae
Product: putative serine/threonine-protein kinase-like protein CCR3
Exons: 1
Coding region: 126-2570 (814 amino acids)
Biological process (GO): protein phosphorylation
Molecular function (GO): protein serine/threonine kinase activity; ATP binding
Source: RefSeq, a predicted model, not a curated record
AAUCUCUCUCUCACGUCUUCUUCUGUGUCUGUCUGCGUGCAUGCAACCCCCGAAAGAGCUCCUCCAAUGAAGCAGACCAGAGCACGCCAACCCACCACCCAUGCCGUCAAUCCCCACUCCUUUCUAUGACGAAACGACCCUUCUCCUCCCUUACCACCGCCACCUUCAUCAUCAUCACCGCCACCAUCCUCUUCGUCGUUAUACCACCACCAGCUCAUGCCUUCGGUUCCGGCUCCACCCUUGCCGUUAUCUCCGCCUCCGGCACCGUCUGCGGUGUCGUGUCAGACCAACCGCGGCAGCGCAUCGUCUGCUACCGCCGCGGACAAAUCAUCGCAGUCCAGCCCAACAUCUCCUUCUCCGCCAUCUCCGGCGGACGGACCUCUCUCUGCGGCCUCCGCUCUGGCGGAUACAGCCUCCUCUGCUGGGACGACAUCGCCUCACAAAACUACACCUUCCAAUCCAAACGUCUUUACUUCAACAGAACCGUUACGUUGGAAAAUCUCUCAGUCGGCGACGACCAUAUCUGCGCCAGAACCGUCGUCACAGGCACCAUAAAAUGCUGGCGGGUCGACGACGUGUCCGAAUUGCCAUCUGGGUCGGAUCAAUUCUCCUCGAUUUCAUCGGGGUCGGGUUUCUCUUGCGGAAUUUCCAAAACCACCCUCCGGGUUCAAUGCUGGGGCAGAGCAACUUCAAUGGCGGAAGAAAUACAAACCGGGUUCGGAAACAUGACAAUGGCGACCAUCACAGCCGGCGGCUCGCACGUGUGCGGGAUCAACACCACCGGGCUUAUAGUCUGCCGGGGAAGCAAUGGCGCCGGCCAAUGGAACGUCCCUUCCGGCUCGCCUUUCGAGUUCUCUGCUCUGUCCCUCGGAGUAAACCACAGCUGCGCAAUCAGAACUUCAAAUCAAACUGUCAUCUGUUGGGGAGGAGGAGGCCAAUUUGCAAUUAACCAAACAAAUGGGGUGUCUUUUGAAGUAAUUGCUUCUGGGUCGGAUUUCGUUUGUGGAUUAACCACCAGGAAUUUUUCGAUUGUUUGUUGGGGUCCGGGCUGGCCCAAUCUCUCCGGUUUGAAAUCAGGGGAGGAGCUCGAAUUGCCCGAAAUUCUUCCCGGUUCUUGUGUCAAUUCCUCCUGCGGUGAAUGUGGAAUUUACCCUCAGUCCCAAAGGCUCUGUUUUGGUACAGAUAACAUUUGCAAGCCCUGUUUGCCUCAAAUUUCAUUGCCACCACCAGCAUUUCCAUCGCCGCCACCUCCGCAGCCACCUCCACCGCCACCUCCACCGCCACUGGCGUCAAGGCCGCGGCCCGCGGCAUUGACGACGGGUUUAUUGGUGUUUGCCAUUGUGGGUUGUGUCGGAGCUUUUGCAGGUAUUUGUACUGUUAUUUAUUGUUCGUGGACCGGCGGUUGUUUUGGGGACAACAAGAUUCACAAUUCAGUUCAGCCGACAAUUACUAGAGAUGCUAGCUCAAACAAUGGUAAUGGGAUAACGUCAAACAAUAGUCCCCCGUCGAGAUCCUCCACCAUCCGCCGCCAGGGCUCGAGGAUCAUGAGGCGGCAGAGGAGCGGAACAUCCUCGAAGCACGCAGACAGGGCGGAGGAGUUUUCCCUGUCCGAGCUCGCGGCUGCCACCAAUGACUUCUCAAUGGAGAACAAGAUUGGCGCCGGUAGCUUCGGAGUUGUAUAUAGAGGCAAACUGCCUGACGGCCGGGAAGUUGCGAUCAAGAGAGGCGAAACCGCCUCGAAGAUGAAGAAGUAUCAGGAGAAGGAGAGCGCAUUCGAUUCGGAACUUGCGUUCUUGUCGAGAGUUCAUCACAAGCAUCUCGUGAGGCUUGUCGGAUAUUGCCAAGAGAGGGACGAGAGGCUUUUGGUGUACGAGCACAUGAAAAACGGUGCACUUUAUGAUCACUUGCAUGACAAGAACAAUGUGGAGAGAAGCAGUAGUUUGUUAAAUUCGUGGAAAAUGAGGAUCAAGGUUGCAUUGGAUGCCUCUAGAGGCAUUGAGUAUCUGCACAAUUAUGCCGUGCCGCCUAUCAUUCAUCGAGAUAUAAAGUCAUCAAACAUCUUGCUCGACGCGAAUUGGACCGCGAGGGUGUCUGAUUUUGGGUUGUCGUUGAUGGGGCCGGAGUCAGAGGUGGAUUUUAGGCCAACGAAUGCGGCAGGGACUGUUGGCUACAUUGAUCCGGAGUACUACGGACUCAACUUGUUGACCGCAAAGAGUGAUGUCUAUGGACUCGGCGUGGUGCUAUUGGAGCUUCUGACGGGGAAGAGGGCAAUAUUUAAGGAUGUGGAGGAUGGGGGGACGCCUAUAAGCGUGGUGGAUUUUGCAGUGCCGGCGAUUACGAAAGGGGAGUUGGUGAGGCUUUUGGACAAGAGGGUUGGGCCGCCGGAAGUGAAUGAAUCGGAAGCGGUUGAGCUGGUGGCAUAUACAGCAAUGCAUUGUGUGAGUUUGGAAGGGAAAGAUAGGCCGACGAUGGCGGACAUUGUGGCGAACUUGGAGAGGGCGUAUGCUCUCUGCGAUGAAAGCCCUGGCAGCAUCUCAAGUGGUGCAAUCUCCAUUGUCUCAGCAGAGUAGUAAAAUGUGCUUCCUUCCCGUUAAAGAAAGAAUAGAAAAGAAAAGUUGAAUUAUUUCUUCAAUUUUUGUCAAAUUUUUGGGGAUAAAUUGGAUGGAUUUAAAUAAAAGAUUUACCAUUGGGGGUGUAAAAAGACUAAAGAUUUAGGGGUUUCCAUCUAACCUUGCUGUAGUGUAACAUUUUGUAAACGCCAAAAGCUAGAAAUAUACAGCCUUUGCUUGCAA